Laccaria bicolor S238N-H82 is the source of this 969-nucleotide messenger RNA. RefSeq names its product Mg transporting ATPase. Gene Ontology annotation, molecular function: P-type ion transporter activity. The coding region runs from base 1 to 969 and encodes 322 amino acids. The record is from RefSeq and is a predicted model, not a curated record. Gene Ontology annotation, biological process: monoatomic ion transmembrane transport. The transcript has 8 exons. NCBI's taxonomy places the organism in Eukaryota, Fungi, Basidiomycota, Agaricomycetes, Agaricales, Hydnangiaceae.
AUGUACAACCAUGCCUCGUCUUCCUCCUCUCCAUCUGCAUCCACCAAGUUGGACGACUUCAAGCCCAACAAGGCCUCGCCGCUCACUGUCGAUGCUGGACAGUCAAAAUUCUCACUGGCGACGCUCCCUGCCAAAGUCGCCCGAAAUCUUGGUAUCCUUCCUUCCAAGUCAUCCUCCCCCGAUCACCUCAGCAUCCCAGAGGACGAGAAAGACUUGAUGAUUACGGGAUCACAGCUGGCUGCACUUUCCACUGGUCAAGCCGCAAAGUUUGAUGUGGCUCUGGAAUGGUGCAUUAUUUUCGCGAAGGUCCUCAUCAGAAACUUCAAGUCGUGGAAGGCCAAUGGAGUUAACGACGCCUUGGCGAUUCGCGUGGCUGACGUUGGGAUUUCUGUGGAUUCGGGAACCGAGAUCGCCAAGGAGGCCACCGAUGUUAUUCUGUUGGAAAAAAGUCUUGAUGCCAUUGCCCAUCGUGUUUUGUUCAUCAAUACAAUCAAGUACAUCAAGAUGGCCACCUCAUCCAACUUUAACAAUGUUUUCUCCGUCCUCGUCGCCUUAGCGUGGUUGCCUUACCAGCCAAUUCAACCACUCCAGCUUCUCUUCCAAAACUUGCUGGAUAACGUCGACCCAGAAUAUCUCACCGCUCCAACCACUUGGAAUGCCAGGUCAAUUGCAUGCUUCAUGAUUUUUUUGGGCCCAACUUACAGCAUAUUCGAUAUUUGUACCUUCCUUAUCAAUUGGUACCCAUUUGGAAUCCAAGACCAACAUUCUCCCCUGGUUCCGCUUGCCCAGACUAAUUGGUUUUUGGAGGUAUUCGCCAUUCCUUACAUUCCCAAGCUUAGUGCUGUACUGGGGAUGUCACGUCCUAAACCAGAGUUUUAUGGCUUCUUGGCGGCCAUGGUCAUGGGCUAUGUGAUUUUGGUCCACAUUGUGAAGGUAAUCUAUCAACAUAUGUUCAAGGAGUGGCUUUAG